AUGACAACACAGAGUGUGAAAGGCCUUUUGAAAGGCUUGAGAUACAUCUCUCAAAUAUUUGAUGAAAAAGAAGGAGAAGCAACUAUCGAGAUCGGGUUCCCCACCGAUGUUAAACAUGUUGCUCAUAUCGGAUCUGAUGGCCCUUCCAACUCCCAACCAACCUGGAUGAAUGAAUUUUCCGAAACAUCAAAAUCAACUCCAACGCCAGCUCCAGAAGCACCUUCACAAGGAAAUGAACAACAAAACAACGACGAUGCAUUAGAUUCACGUCGUAAAUCCAAUAAAAAACAAACAAGACGACGUAGCUCUUCCGACGGAGGCUUAAUAUUGGAAUCAGCAUCCAAGGAACCUAAUUCAAACCCUACCACAACCAUCACCAAACCAAGGCGUAUCAAGAAUUCAGGUGGGGAAUCCCCAGCCCACGAAUCGACAACGACCCGGAGUGCAAAAGUCCCGACCCAUAAAAAGAAAUCCGAUAAGCUUCCACGACCUAAAGCUCGAGAAAAAAGGUCUUCGGGUAAUGGAUCGUCCGAUAUUACUAAUGAGAUGAGUUUGGAUUUAGUUGCGGAAGAAGAUGAUAAUGAAUAUGGGGAUCGGGCUAAACGUGUUUCUAAGGGCUGA
This is a messenger RNA of Impatiens glandulifera, 621 nucleotides long. RefSeq names its product CRIB domain-containing protein RIC1-like. The transcript is spliced from 4 exons. Bases 1 to 621 code for a protein of 206 amino acids. The record is from RefSeq and is a predicted model, not a curated record. Lineage: Eukaryota; Viridiplantae; Streptophyta; Magnoliopsida; Ericales; Balsaminaceae.